This is a messenger RNA of Dreissena polymorpha, 757 nucleotides long. RefSeq lists its product as uncharacterized. The record is from RefSeq and is a predicted model, not a curated record. The coding region runs from base 233 to 757 and encodes 174 amino acids. NCBI's taxonomy places the organism in Eukaryota, Metazoa, Mollusca, Bivalvia, Myida, Dreissenidae. The transcript has 5 exons.
GGGACAAGGUCCAACAAUACGCCCCUCUUGAAAGUGCGCAUAAGUACUCUGGCUAUUGACGUGUUUGUGUCGGCUGAUUAAUAACAGGACGACAUCUAAAAACUCUUGAUUAAACUAGCUACGUGGCGGUCCACAUGCCAUAUCAACACAAGUCGCGUGCGUUACUGCAGUUUUCAAACAUUCCGCGCCGAAGAACAACCUUACUGAUCGGUUAAGGGCACGCACUGUAUGGAUGGCUGAAAGUGGCACAAGACCUGAUGAAACGGAAAGAUUCCCAAGACAGGGCAGUAUGUCCAGCAAACAAGACUUGAUUCAGUGGGAAAAUGCCUCCGUUGAGACAUGCACUAUACUGAGCUGGCUCGGUUACGGACAGGAGAUCAUACAGGCUCGGAGAGACGCAUAUCGGGAGUUAGGCAAGCUGUUAAUUGCACGGGUAUGUGGAGCGGCCACGUAUAUUAUUACGGGUAGCAAAGAAAGGAAUUUGAUGGCAACCUCUGGACUGGAUGUGGAACAGCAACGCACAUGGAUAUCAACGAUUACAGAUAUGCUCAAUGAAGGUCCUAGGGUGAUACUAAGACUUCCAAAGAUACGACAAUGCAUCGUAGCUCACCCUGAACCAUUCCGAUGGUACAGCGGGAGGAGAAUUGAGCUGGAAAUGCUAACGCUCAUGCUCAUGAACAGAGUGACAAUCUGUAUUGAUGAGAACGGGGAGGUUGACGAUACCGAUGCGAUUUGGCAGGCAUUAAUAGACGAAUAA